Molecule: messenger RNA, 552 nt
Organism: Letharia lupina
Lineage: Eukaryota; Fungi; Ascomycota; Lecanoromycetes; Lecanorales; Parmeliaceae
Exons: 5
Coding region: 1-552 (183 amino acids)
Source: RefSeq, a predicted model, not a curated record
AUGGACUACACUCCAGCCCCGAACUUCGAUAAUAUGAUCAAUUCCCUAAUCGCCGUCAAAAAGCGUGAGGUGACGAGAAUAGUAAGAAACCAGAACGUAGGUGAGGUGACGAGGAUAGAGGUAACCGGAAUGUUGCGGGAGCACCUGACGAAGAUUGUGGACGCCGCUGAUCCAGACCUUGAGGCUCGAAUGCCGAGCUCAAACGUCAACCUUCACAAAUUCUUGGACAGGGCAGCAGACUUUGGAGUAGAGGAGGCUCGCUGCCUGGUGGAAGAGGCCAAGAUACUGUGGCCAACGCUCUCGCUUGAUGCACCCAACGUUCUCGCUUUGCGGAAGGGCCUGAGGGGGUCAAAAGAGUCCAUCCUACCGUAUAAGCGUUUGAGUGCAUUCUUCGCUCUUGGAAGCAAACGACUCAAUGCCCGGGCGGCUGAAUGGAAACAAGAGGACAUCCUACCGACUAUAGUGCAUGGCAUCAUAGCAGACAUAGCAGUUGUGCUGGCACAAGACUCUGAACCGACGUCGUCGUCACCAGAACACACUCCUAGCAUGUGA